Messenger RNA from Microbotryum saponariae, 1966 nucleotides. NCBI's taxonomy places the organism in Eukaryota, Fungi, Basidiomycota, Microbotryomycetes, Microbotryales, Microbotryaceae. The record is from the annotation of a GenBank genome assembly.
AUGGAUCAACUCAACCAGCCGGUCGUGAUCGACCAAGGCUCCGGUUCGACCAAAGCCGGUUUCGCAGGCUCGGAUCACCCGACGUGCUAUUUCCCUUCUUAUGUCGGUGCGUAAGCCCACCUAGACUCGAUCCACGAUCGGGACAAUCCCACACGACGAGCGCGAAAGGAAAGGGGCGCGGGCGCUGAUCAGUUCGUUCGUGCGGGCGUCGGGUCGAUCGGGCGCUUAGGUCGACCUAAACAUACGAGGGUCAUGGCCGGAGCGGUCGAAGGGGAUGCGUUCGUCGGCAAGAAGGCGCAGGAGCUGAGGGGCUUGUUGAAGAUAAAGUAAGCCGUUGCACUCGCGUUCGACGACUGGGCCAGCGCGGCCUCGCCGUCGCCGGUCGCCGUUGCCGUCGCCGGUCGGGUGGGGCACUGCUUCCAAGACGGCGAGGGAGGACAAGAGAAGCAACGUAUUGACCAGGCUGCACCGCGUUAACUCCAGUUACCCCAUGUCUCAUGGCAUCGUCACCGAUUGGGACGACAUGGAACGCAUCUGGUCCCACGUCUACACCGACGAACUGAGGACAUUGUCCGAGGAGGUGAGCCAGCAUCGCGACCAGGACCAGCGAACAGGCUACCCAGCGAACAGUCAUCAGCGAACACGCUACCAGCGAAGAGCGUCUCUUCCGUCUUCCAAAAACUAGAUGUCUGAUCAUCUUUCCUUCUUGACUCCCAGCACCCCGUCCUAUUGACCGAAGCCCCUCUGAACCCGAGUACGAACCGAGAACAGGCCGCGCAAAUCUUUUUCGAGACCUUCAACGUCCCCGCCAUGUACACCUCCGUACAAGCCAUUCUCGCACUGCAAGUCUCACACGAACCACCUCGAGAAUGAUCCAUAUUGACGGUCUGUCAAUUCUUGUAGAUACGCCUCGGGCCGAACGACGGGCAUCGUGCUGGAUUCGGGGGACGGCGUCACCCACGCCGUGCCCGUUUUCGAAGGCUUUUCGAUGCCCCAUGCGAUUCGGAGAGUCGAUGUUGCAGGGAGGUGCGUUUCAGGUGUAAGCCGACUUGUGUAGAAGGAGGGGAAUGCUAAGUUCGGCCAACGCGCGACUGCCGCACAGGGACGUGACGGAGCAUUUGCAGUUGUUGCUUCGCAAAGCCGGGUAUCAUCUCCAUACGACGGCGGAGAAGGAGGUGGUGAGGAUGAUCAGUGCGUUCGGCAUCCACAUCGUUCGUCGGAGGUCUCUUGGGCGUAACUGAGUGUGUUUUGGGAUACUCGGUGCAGAGGAAAAGACAUGUUAUGUCGCGCUUUCGCCGGCCAAGGAGGAGAAGGAAUCCCAGGGUGGGGGGAGGGGCGAGGAUUUCCGAUUACCGGAUGGGAAUCUGAUCAGGGUGAGCUCAAAGCCCCCUUGUAUGCUGCUGCUCAUGCAGAUCACAAACUCAACCGACUUUGCGCUUCUCUUUCAGCUGGGAGCCGAACGACACCGAGCGCCCGAGUUGUUGUUCACGCCUGAACUGGUCGGGUUGGAAUACUCGGGCGUGCAUCAGGUCGUUGUGGAUUCGAUCAAUCGGGCUGAUCUGGACCUGCGGAAGAGUUUGUUCGGUAACGUCGUCUUGUCAGGUGGGGGGACGUUGGUCAAAGGUGAGUACUCAAAGUGAACCAUCACAGAAUCAGACACGAGUGCAGACCUAGAACCUCUCCCUCUCGUGAACAGGUUUCGGCGACCGGCUCCUGCACGAAGUCAAGAAGCUUGCCCUACGCGAAACCAAGAUCCGCAUCUCGGCACCACCGGAGCGGAAAUACUCGACUUGGAUCGGAGGUUCGAUCUUGGCCGGGUUGUCGACAUUCAAGAAGAUGUGGGUUUCGGCAGAAGAGUAUCAAGAAGGUCAGUCCAGGGCUCAGUCCGAGCAUGUUGGCGCGGUUUUGACUCAUGGGAGGGGUUUGGAUCGCAGAUCCGGAUAUCAUCUUCAAGCGGUUUGGGUGA